Messenger RNA from Helobdella robusta, 711 nucleotides. RefSeq lists its product as hypothetical. Gene Ontology annotation, molecular function: RNA polymerase II cis-regulatory region sequence-specific DNA binding; SMAD binding; DNA-binding transcription factor activity, RNA polymerase II-specific. The transcript is spliced from 2 exons. Gene Ontology annotation, biological process: negative regulation of transcription by RNA polymerase II; negative regulation of BMP signaling pathway. NCBI's taxonomy places the organism in Eukaryota, Metazoa, Annelida, Clitellata, Rhynchobdellida, Glossiphoniidae. The record is from RefSeq and is a predicted model, not a curated record. The annotation marks the transcript as partial. Gene Ontology annotation, cellular component: transcription regulator complex; nucleus.
AUGAACAAAGAUGAAUCCGAGUCACCCACGUACGCCCACAACUCCUGCGACCUCAGCGACCACGAGCAGCAAGAGAGAUCGAAACUUCAAGCGCAAUCGAACGAGAUCAGCAGCGUGCUACUGAGAGGCGAGGCGAUCGUCAGUCUGGUCAUCGACGGCAAGGAGAGGUUGUGCUUGGCGCAGAUCAGCAACACAUUGCUGAAGAACUUUAGCUACAACGAGAUCCACAACAGGAGGGUGGCGCUGGGCAUCACCUGCGUUCAGUGCACGCCCGUCCAACUCGAAAUACUUCGCAGACAUGGAGCAAUGCCGAUAUCAUCACGUCGAUGUGGAAUGAUAACAAAACGCGAAGCAGAACGAUUGAUAACUUCUUUCCUGGAAGAACACAGCCCUCCGAGAUUACCAGAAACAUUUGCGUUCCAAGUUUAUCACACGUGUGGCUGGGGAUGCAAAGGUUGUUUCAUGCCAUCUAGAUACAACAGUUCAAGAGCUAAAUGUAUUAAAUGCUCGUAUUGCAACUUGAUACUUUCACCUAACAAAUUCAUUUUUCAUUUUCAUCGAAUGCCGAAUUCCAAAUAUCACCAUCCCGACGCGGCAAACUUCAACUCGUGGAGACGUCAUCUGUUUCUUGAUUACGAGUCUCCGAACGAAGAUUUAAGUCACGCAUGGGAAGACGUCAAAGCCAUGUUUAACGGAGGCAGUCGAAAAAAA